Molecule: messenger RNA, 1890 nt
Organism: Triticum dicoccoides
Lineage: Eukaryota; Viridiplantae; Streptophyta; Magnoliopsida; Poales; Poaceae
Product: transcriptional repressor NF-X1-like
Exons: 1
Coding region: 1-1428 (475 amino acids)
Source: RefSeq, a predicted model, not a curated record
AUGGCCGCGGCGGCGCCGCCCCGGCGCAUCGGCAGGUCUACCGUCCACAUGGACGGCGGCGGCGCCGACAGGCCGACGCCGGCGAUUGAUGGUGUAGGCGGCACGUCCUCUGGCGCCGGGGCUGGGCGGCGGCCGGGCACCGACCUCUUCUCGGGGCCGGUAUGUGCCGCCGUGUUCGUCUCCUUUGCGCUCUGCAUCGUCGCCUUCUGCGUCUACUCCUUCCUCGCUCGUCGCCGCGCCAUCUUCGACGCCCGCCGCAGGUUCCUCGGCCGCGUGCGCGACAACUUCAACCGCCUCUCCGAAUGGUCAACCGACGGGCCAGUGCCACGGUCUCCUCCAGCAGCGACACCUCCAGCAUCAGUGACAACGGCCGACCGCGUUGACGAGCCACCACCUCCAGUAGCGACCACACCCCCCGGCUGUGACGUGCCACCGCCGCCUCCAGGAGCGAGAACGGCCACCUGCGAUGACAUGCCACCGCCUCGUGGACCAGCGCCGGCCCGCCCUGCACGGGGAGACACCUCCAACUCUCGCCUCGGUAACUGCCUGGUGUGCCUCGAGCCAUUACAUGGGCGUACCAACAUUAUGGCGGCGCAUGAGUGCGCCCAUGUGUUCCACGCGUCUUGCAUUGAGCCAUGGCUCCACAACAGGGGCUCCUGCCCCGUGUGCCAGUACACCGCCAUCCCCACCUCCAUCCCCAUCCCUGACCCCGCCUCCGCCUCCACCUCCACCUCCAUCGGCGACUGUCCAGUGUGCCUCGAGCCCUUGCUCCUUGAUUGUGGCGAUGUCAGGGCGGCACAUGCUUGCGGUCAUGUGUUUCACUCAUGUUGCAUUGAGCCGUGGCUCAACCAACAAGGCUCAUGCCCCGUGUGCCGGUGCACUGUCAACUCAACCUUCACGUCCACCUCCACCUCCAUCCCUACCCCCACCACUACCUCUACCACCAACUCCACCCCUAUCUCCGACACCAUCGGCUACUGCCCGGUGUGCCUUGAGCCUUUGCGUGCUGGUAGUGGCGACAUCAGGGCGGCACACGCAUGCGGACAUGUGUUCCACUCACGAUGCAUUGAGCGGUGGGUACGUCGACGGGGCUCAUGCCCUGUGUGUCGGUGCACUGUCCGCUUCAACCCCAACUCCACCUACAACCUCACCUCCAUGUCCACCUCCAACCCCACCACAAACACUAACCCCACCUACAUCCCCACCUCCAUCCCCACCCCCACCCCCACCCCAAACUCUACCUCCAACUCCGGCCCCGUCGGCGAAUGUCCGGUGUGCCUCGAGCCCUUAAGCGUUGGUGGUGGCGACAUGAAGGCAGCUCAUGUGUGCGGCCACGUGUUCCACUCCCGCUGCAUCGAGCGUUGGCUACGCCACCGCAACUCCUGUCCCGUGUGUCGUUGCACUGUCACGUGCAGUCACAACCCGUGAAACUAAGUAGCAUCUGCUACUACCAGUGGUGGUGCUUCCAACCCCCAAGAGACCGUGGUCCUAGUGAUUGUGGAACAAACGGGAGAAUAGGGGCACUAGAGCCGACGAUGGUGAUAUGCAAAGAUCCAUGAUCACUUGAGCUGAACUACUCAGUGGCUAAGACAACAUGCAACAAUGUUGGUAAUGACAACGAGUGUGACAGUUUGCCAGUAAACAAUUAUAUUGUACGGUUGUUUCUUUGCUUUGGAAUGAGAGCUUGCUUAGACAUAGUAGAUAUAUUUCAUUUAUAUUCUGUCAUUUGUUCAGUGAAAGAAAAUUCUUUUGUUAUUGGUGUUAUAUAGAGUUUGCUACAAUGUAAACCAAACCAUAGAGAUAAGGGUUUGGAAUUCGAUUUGAUUCUUUUAUUGUAUCUCCUCUCAAGCCUUGUAAUCUCUGGAUGUAAUUUGUUGCAUAUAUAAAUAA